AUGGAAUCGCGAGAUUUGCCCACGGCCCCCUCCCCGUCCGUUGCUGCCGCCGCGGCGGCGGCGGCGGCGGCUGCGGCUGCUGCUUCGGCUCCUCCUCCUCCGCCGGCGGAUGACGAGGGGGGCGUUGUUCUGCCGGUCACCGCCCCGCUGGCCAGGGACGCGCUCUUCCGGUACCAGUCCCGCAAGUACGGCGAGUGCCUCGACUUCCUGCAUCAGCUCUUCCGCAAGAAGGAAGACGAUCCCAAGGUCCUCCACAAUAUUGCGGUCGCUGAAUACUUUCGUGACAGCUGUUCAGAUCCAAGAAGAUUGCUUGAAGUACUUAAUAACGUCAAGAGGCAAAGUGAAGAGCUUGCUCGUGCAUCUUUGGAGCAGGUUGAGGUGAUUGGCAAUGCCGGCAACAAAGCCAUUUUAGGUCCUAAGGGAAGUUCUACCGUGGCACAACAAAUGAAUUCAUUAAAUAAUGCCAAUAUUCUUUACACAGACGAGUUCAACUCUUCUGUGGCAACAUUUAAUAUUGCUGUCGUAUGGUUCCACCUCCAUGAAUAUGGCAAGGCAUUAUCCAUCCUUGAACCAUUGUAUAACAACAUCGAACCAAUAGAUGAGACUGUAGCUCUUCACAUAUGCCUUCUGUUGCUGGAUGUGGCUCUAGCCUGCCAUGAUGCAGCAAGAUCUGCGGAUGUACUUAAUUAUUUAGAGAAAGCUUUUGGUGUUAGUCAAGGCGAGAAUGGGAGUAGCGUGCAGCAGCAAUCUGCUAACUUAGUGGGGAAGUCUUCUUCUGUACCUAACAGUUCGUUGAUUUCAGAUGCUUCUAAUCAAGAGUCUUCUGUUAGUAUAAAUGCUUCGGAAAAGCCUUUGUCCAGAACAUUAUCAGAGGAGACACUAGUCGACUAUGAAACUAUGCUAUCAACUCUGGACAUUGGUGGACAGGAUGCAGUAAGAGCAAUGGGUUUUCCAUCUUCAGUCGAUCUCUCCCGGAGUCCGAUUGAUAAGACCAUCACAGCUGUUGAUUUCAAGCUUAAGUUGCAACUGUAUAAGGUUCGGUUUUUGCUUCUGACUGGAAAUUUGAAGGCAGCAAAGCGUGAAGUCAAGGGUGCUAUGAAUGUUGCACGAGGAAGAGAUUCGUCCAUGGCUCUGCUCCUAAAAUCCCAGCUUGAGUAUGCACGUGGCAAUUACCGCAAAGCUAUUAAGCUUUUGAUGGCUCUUGGGCUUCGGACAGAAGCUGGAAUCUCUAGCAUGUUUCUUAACAAUCUAGGAUGUGUUUAUCACCAACUGGCUAAAUAUCACUCAGCCACCAUAUUUUUUUCGAAGGCACUGUCUAGUAGUUCAUCAAUUCGAAAGGAGAAGCCUUUGAAGCUAUCUAGCAUCUCCCAAGAUAAAUCUCUUUUCAUUGCAUAUAACUGUGGCAUACAUUACUUGGCGUAUGGGAAUCCAAUACUUGCUGCCCGGUGUCUCCAGAAGGCUCUUUUGGUUUUUUACAACCAGCCUCUUUUUUGGUUUCGACUUGCUGAGUGCUGUCUCAUGGCUUUGGAAAAGGGACUAUUCAAGACUGGCGAUGCUCCUGAUGAGACUAUUAAGCUUUAUGUCGUCGGCAAAGGAAAAUGGAGGCAAAUAGCUGUGAAAGAUGUACCAGAAAAUGGGCUAACAGAUCUGAUUGAGAAUGAUUGCUCUCUUGGCAGCGAUGGACAGCUUAAUCUCUCUCUGAAACUUGCUCGCUUGUAUCUUUUGAAUGCAUUGCACAUAUUAAAUGAAAGUGAAUCAAGUCAAGCCCAUUCAAGUUUGCCUCCCGAUGGUUUCUUGGAUGGAACUGAGUUGACAGAAGAAACAAUUUCCUGGAACUCAAACCACAGAACAUUACCUGGUAUAGAUGCCAAACCAUUAAAUGCGGGCUUAGGGCAGCUUAAUGCGAAUGGAGAUGUAAAAGACCAGAAGACAGGAACAAGUCAGGAAGUUACGAGUGGUUCUCUCUCCAUGUAUGAAGAUAAUCGCAGAAGACAAUUGAGUCUAAUGAAGCAAGCCAUUCUUGCUAACCAGGCGUAUGUGGAGUUAGAGUUGGAAAAUCCUAUGGAGGCCCUGUCAUACGCUUUGUCUAUCUUGCAGCUUCCAGAUUGUUCCAGAAUAUACACUUUUCUCGCUCAUAUGUAUGCAGCAGAGGCUCUUUGCUUUCUGAACAGGACCAAGGAUGCUGCAGAACAUUUGUUGGUUUAUAUGUCGGAAGGAAAUCAGAUUGAAUUGCCAUAUGGUGAAGAGGAUUUUGAGCAAUGGCGAACGGAACGAAUCUUUGAUCCUGAAGAGACAAAUGGAGGUACAGUAACUGCUAAUAAUUUUUCUUCAGAGGAGACUCAAGUUCUGAUGUUCCUUAAGCCAGAAGAAGCACGUGCAACCCUUUAUGCGAAUCUUGCGGCCAAGUCAGCCUUGCAAGGUGAACUCGAGACGGCUCAACAAUUAGUCGCACAAGCGUUAGCCAUGCUACCCGCUAGUCGAGAAGCCACUCUAACUGCCGUCUAUGUACAUCUCAUGCUGGGGAAUUCACAGGAAGCUCUUGCCAAGUUGAAACAGUUUAAUCAUGUCAGGUUCUUACCCUUCACCUGUACUUUGGAUAAAUCUUCUUAGUGGCUGAAGUGGUGGUGGCCUUUUAUGUUCUCUGUCCAGUCCAUUGCGCCUUAGUGGGUAGUUAGAAGUAGAUGGAUAAUCCUCAAGAGGAUGUGUAACAUGGUAUAGUUUGUCUUACAGAAUAAAUCUGUUUUGUUUUUAAUUUUUAAAUUUUAGGCUUUAUUGUUCCGUGGUGUGGCUGUGUUUUGGUUAGUCCAGAUGCCCACCCCCUUUUCCCAUAUUUGAGGUGUAGUUCUGAUUCAAUUACUGUUUUAGUAGUUUAGUUGCUAGUGGAGAGAUGGGGAAGUGAAUUUGCUCUUUUACUAUAAAAAGGACAUUGAAAUUUUUUCUUUCUCCUUUUCACCAAUAUCAAUUUUAAGAGGUCUUCUUUCGAUGACUUUUCUUUA
Molecule: messenger RNA, 2996 nt
Organism: Syzygium oleosum
Lineage: Eukaryota; Viridiplantae; Streptophyta; Magnoliopsida; Myrtales; Myrtaceae
Exons: 6
Coding region: 1-2610 (869 amino acids)
Biological process (GO): mRNA catabolic process; negative regulation of translation
Cellular component (GO): CCR4-NOT complex
Molecular function (GO): protein binding
Source: RefSeq, a predicted model, not a curated record